CCAAAACUAAAUGAGCUACCUGGGCUUUCUCCAUUUUUGUGUCACCAGACCUAUAAAUUCUGUCAUCUAAAACAGUUUGCUAAAAUCUUCAGACAUUGGAAAGGAUGGCAGUUGAUGUGUACUCUGAAAUCCCAAGUUUAGUAGUGAGUCCAAGAAUCUCAUUUUCUCAUGAUCUCAGGGAAGCAGAAAUUGUUCCUGUUGAAUGUCACCACCACAGAUCAGAUGCAUUUCUCUUGGACUCCCCCAUCGAUUUCGAUUUCUGCAUUGGCCAAACCUUCAAGGAAGAACUCUCACCAGCUGAUGAGCUCUUUGCCAAUGGCAAAAUCCUUCCCAUUGAAUUCAAGAAAAUAGUGCCAGACACUGAACGUACAUCUCACUCUUCUCAAACCCGACAAUGCUGGCAGUCUCGUGGACUGGGCCGCUCAGUGUCUGAAGUCACUAAGUUUGUGCCCACCAAAGAAAUCACCAAGUCUGAGGCAGUUUUUGUGCAUCCUCAGACAAACAAACCUUCAACUACAGCAACUGAGAGUGCAAAUGAGGAUACAAAGAAGAAGAUGCUGAAAGAGUUUUUAUCCAGCAGUUCUGAGGCAGAAGAAGAGAAGCCAUCAUCAAAAUGUACAAAACCCUUCUGGCAAUUUGGACGAAGCAGUAGCCUAAAUUGCGAUAAUUCACAUAACAAAGGCUUAUUUCCUUCAUUACAGAUCCUACUGAGAAGCAAUUCAACUGGUUCUGCUCCAAAUUCAGGUCCACGAUUGCUUCGCAAGGUGAGUCAGAAGCAGAAUUUACAGAAACAACAAUCAAUCCCAAGCUCAAAAGCUUCCUUAUCAUCCACUAAUGUGCAUUGUUCUUAUAAUCCAUCAAAGAGACCUCCACUGCAGAAGAAUUGCAGAUCUUACAGCAAUGGAGUUCGGAUUAGUCCUGUUCUAAAUAUCCCACCAACUUACAUUUCUGUAAACCUGUUUGGAUUUGGCUCGUUUUUCUGUAAUGGCAAGUCCAGAAAGAAGAAGAAAUGAUUCAUUUAUUUAUUUUUUUCUGCCAUGAUAUUUUUUCAGUACAGAUCUCAUGGCUAAUGUAGCUGGUAUAGUACUGUUGUUAAUGAAUGUUUAUGUGAUCAAGUUCUAUUGGACAGUAAA
This is a messenger RNA of Ilex paraguariensis (yerba mate), 1133 nucleotides long. The record is from the annotation of a GenBank genome assembly. NCBI's taxonomy places the organism in Eukaryota, Viridiplantae, Streptophyta, Magnoliopsida, Aquifoliales, Aquifoliaceae.